Galeopterus variegatus (Sunda flying lemur) is the source of this 1739-nucleotide messenger RNA. It is a transcript of the gene CEND1, whose product is annotated as cell cycle exit and neuronal differentiation 1. Bases 168 to 626 code for a protein of 152 amino acids. Gene Ontology annotation, biological process: cerebellar Purkinje cell differentiation; cerebellum development; cerebellar granular layer maturation. The record is from RefSeq and is a predicted model, not a curated record. Lineage: Eukaryota; Metazoa; Chordata; Mammalia; Dermoptera; Cynocephalidae. The transcript has 2 exons.
GGCGGCUGGGGCUCUUCCCGGGACGCCCUCAUCACGCUGUGACCUUCAGGUGACCUUCAGUGUGGCCAGGCUCAUGUGAUGCCCAGGGGCGAGCUGUUCUGAGCCACGUGGUCCAGCCACCUGCCUGUCCCACACGCCCCCACCGAGCGCGUCAGCACCAUUCACCAAUGGAGUCCAGAGGGAAGUCAGCCAGCAGCCCCAAGCCUGACACCAAGGUCCCGCAGGCCACCACUGAGGCCAAGGCUCCCCUGGCUGUGGAUGGCAAAGCCCCCUUGACCAAGCCCAUGAAGAAGGAGGCCCAAGCAGAGAAGCAGGAGCAGCCAGCAGCCCCUGCCCCAGCACCUGCCAAGAAGACCACGGCCAAGGCAGACCCCGCCCUUCUCAACAACCACAGCAACCUGAAGCCACCCCCCACAGCACCCACGGCACCCAGCAGUCCUGACGCAACCCCAGAGCCCAAGGGUCCUGGGGACGGGGAGGAGGAAGAGGAGACCGCUAGUGGGGGCCCAGGGGGGCGUGGUCCCUGCCCUUUUGAGAACUUGACCCCCCUGCUGGUGGCUGGGGGUGUGGCUGUGGCAGCUGUGGCCCUGAUUCUUGGUGUGGCCUUCCUGGCCCGGAAAAAAUGAUGCUUGGUGCCCAGGUGGGGGCAUGGAGCCACUUCCUGUACAGGCCUGGGGAAACUAGUGCAUGCAGAGUUCACACGUAUUUAGCUACACAUACGCACAUACAUAUUCUACAUAUAUAUGAAUAUAUGCCUCCCACGUACACACAGCAGGAGAGGGGUGGACAGGCUCACCUGGCAGAAGGCCCUGAGCCCACCUCUCCUGCCCCCAGCACUUCCCUCUCCCGACCUCCAGGGCAGAAGGAGCUGAGGCUCUGGGGUUUCCAGGGCAGGACAGGUGGAGCUCUGGCAUCGGCAAGCGGGCUGAGCCUGGGCCGGGGCAGCCGGGGGAAGCCAGGAAGGAAUGGACCCUGAGCAUGGCCUGCGCCCAGCUGAACGUGUGUCCUUGUGAACACCCUCCUGUGUGCCUGUCCCCACAGGCCCCAGUGGUCCUGGGCCUUCCUGGUAGCAGCAUCCUGAGAAGCCCCCAGGGCUGGUCUCUGAAGUACGGCGGGUGGGGGGCCACUGGAAUGGGUUUUGAACAGGGUCUGCCCCUUGUGGGGACAUUAAAGGGCAUGGCUAUUUCACUGUCCCAUUUCUGCUCUUUGUGUGGAGCGGGCGGUCAUCUGUCUGGGCCCGAUGUAGUGGGGCUGACCUGUGGCCCUGUGGCGGGUGUCAUAUAGGAAGAGCCUCGCCUCAGUGCCACCUGCACCAUCAUCCUGCCCUGGCUGGGUGGACAGAUGAAGCCUAAAGGCUGGUCUUGAGAAGGAGGCAGGGGGAACAUCGGGGACCCCACCCCACAGCUGUGCCUGCCCACUUCCCCGCUAGACGGCCCCUCCUGCCUGCACCGGGUCCUCUAACAAGCGUAUAAAUGCAAUAACACAGGUAGAGUAGAGCUGCUUGGCAGGUGACCGUGCCCCACCGUCCACUGCCCCAUGGUGCCUGCAGGGAGACCCGCCGCGCAGCCCCUCCUCAGCGGAUCUGAACCCAGCUUGGAUCUGGGCCUAGUGGCAGGGGCCAGGCUCCCAGAAGGUGGCGGUGGGCACCGUGGGAACGUGAUGUGCCCUUACCUGGCAGUGGCCACAGGAACUCUGGGCCUGAGUGGAGGCUGAGUCUGAAAUAAACUCUGUUGUCUAAA